Puma concolor (puma) is the source of this 3060-nucleotide messenger RNA. The record is from RefSeq and is a predicted model, not a curated record. NCBI's taxonomy places the organism in Eukaryota, Metazoa, Chordata, Mammalia, Carnivora, Felidae.
AUGCAGCAAGCAGCAGAGAGAUGCAGAGUUCGAGCCAGAAGGCCUGACAUGGCACUUUAUAUACCGAAAGCUCGAAGGGGUAUAGUGCUGCUUAAGUCAGGUGAUGAAGAAAAAAGCUGUGGUCCACCUAACUCUGUGGUGAAAGAAGAACAAAAAGAAGAUGGUCUCUUCCAAAAGGAGAUCUUUAGAGGCAAAUCUGAGACUCAGACACUAAGCAUUAAUCCUGAUGAUAAGGAACACAACCAUAGGGAAGGAAAGAAGUUUUCAACAAAAUUAAGAAAAGACACAUGCCUUCAAGAAAGAAAGAAAGAUAGGGUUUGUGUUAGGAGGGGAACCACAGAAUCUAAAGAAGCAUUAUCCCAAGGACAUCAGCAAAGUGUCCCAAAUCCUGGGAUGCUACCUAGUGCACCUUUACAAAGACACGUUAAACCAAAGAAGGUGGAGUGUUUGGAGGUCGAAACCACAAAUGUGAUAGGACCUGGGAAGUUGCUUCUAUCUCAGUCUUGUUCAGAAGUGGGUGAGGCCCAGGCUCUAAACAAACCAUUCCAAAAUAUGGAAUUCUGUGAUUUCAGUAGGCACAAAGUAAGUGGCAAAACGUUCAAAGGCAGAGAUUUGGAAAACAGAAUUGAAACUGAUGUCAAGGUGGUGGAGAUACUAUCCCAGUUUCCUGGAGUUUUUAAUUCUGUAUUGAAACCUGAGAGUAAGACUGUGGCAGUAAAACUAAGUUCUGAUUCUGAAACUGUACCAGAAAGUAUGCAAACAUCGUGUGGAAUGUUGACUCUCGGCAAUGGAGGCAUCACUGCCAUUUCUGUUCCUGGAAGUACGGAUGGUGUCACUGAUCAAACUUGUGUAGACUUUGAAGCUGAGAAUGUUGGUGAUACAGCCAACAGUACAGAUAUCAUCUUGGCUCAGAGAGGUAUAGAUUCCAUUCCUGAGACUUUGGGUCACAUCUCUCAUAAAAUGACCAUAGUCAGCAAAUUAGAGAGUAUAAAUGGCAUUUUUGAUCCAACACUGAUUAGAGAGUAUGAGAAGAAUGACAGUACUGCUGAUGACUUGUGUAUAAGGUAUGAACCUUCUGAUACAGCUCUCCUUGCUCAUGAAACAGAUCUAGAUAAUGGGCUGAAGAGUGUAGGUGACAUUACCCAUAAGGCAUGUAAGAUGGACAUUACAGAUGUCCUGUCUGAUCAGAUAACUGUGGGCAGCCCUUGUGUAGCUGCAGUUAGAACAGCUGGUGAGGCCUGUAGCAACACAAAUAGUUUCUCAAAAUAUUUAGAAAUGAGUGCAGAUACAGCCCCUCUUCAUGUAGCUGGGAGUGGGAAUGACAUAGAAAAUUUCAGUAGCCUGACUGCUUGCUCAGAUAUUUAUGCUGAGAGUAUUUCAUCUAGUUUCACAGAGUCAACAGGAAAGUUGAUAGAGAGCUUGUCAGAUUGUGCUUCCUCCUUACCUAUAAAGAAGAUUGCUGGUAGUAAUUGUAGCACUUUUUUGGACUGUGAACUCAGUGUGUUAAAUGGGACAAAAGUACUUUCAGACAGUGCCUUGGGCAUUGAUCUAGAUUGUACGGGUGAUAUAACAAAGGCAUUGCAUGAACUAAAAACUGCCGAAGAGUUCGAAACAAAAGAGGAAGAUCACUCAGAGAAUAUAGAGUUUGGUGUAUCCUUUCCUGAUACGGAAUCUGUAUCUAUGGAAACAUCUAUGGAACCGAAAGCAACGGAAACAUCUCAUGUGGAGGGAAGUACUGCUACUGAGGACAGCUGGGAGUCUCUGUUUAAUGAUGAUGGUGACUGCUUGGAUCCACGUCUUCUACAAGAGGGAUUCUUAAUACAUAAAAGAAGCAAAAAUCAUUGUUCAAAGUUAUCAGGGAAUAUGAAGAAUAGAGAAAGCAUCCAGGAACCUAGAUUUGAUUAUUACAACCAUGAAGUUUCUGAUAUUGACCUCAGUGAUUGUGAAUUUCCACAUGUCAUAGAAAUUUAUGACUUCCCCCAAGAAUUUCGUACUGAAGACCUCCUGCGGGUUUUCUGCAGUUAUCAAAAGAAAGGAUUUGAUAUUAAAUGGGUGGAUGAUACACACGCCCUAGGAGUAUUCUCCAGUCCAAUUACAGCUCGUGAUGCUCUGGGUAGUAAACAUACCAUGGUGAAAAUCAGGCCAUUGUCACAGGCCACAAGAGCAGCCAAGGCCAAAGCUAGAGCUUAUGCCGAGUUCCUCCAGCCAGCAAAGGAGCGUCCUGAGACUUCAGCAGCCCUAGCCAGAAGGUUAGUCAUCAGUGCCCUUGGGGUUCGAAGUAAACAGAGCAAAACAGAAAGGGAAGCAGAGCUCAAGAAACUGCAGGAGGCCCGAGAGAGAAAGCGACUGGAAGCCAAGCAACGGGAAGAUGUCUGGGAAGGCAGAGACCAGUCUGCAGUUUGAACAUCACUUAAGGAAAUGGAUAGUUCCAUGAAUUCAGAAAUUAAUUCCAUAGUCUUCGGAUAGGAGGAUCCUUCUAGAGUUCUGUGUACAUGCAGAAGUGCGUGUUCAUGAAAGAACGAGAUAAAGCCAUUGAGGCGAGCACUGACUGGGUCUAGAAAGAAGGUGGACUCCUGUCCGUCUUUGCUUCUAAUUGCAGUCAUUUGGAAUUGCCAUACUGUGUUGGGCAUAGAAAGGAGCCAUCAGCUAGGAAGCUGACUUGUGGCAAUUUGGAUAUGACUUCCAAGAGUCCUCUGGGCGUGGCAAGCCCCACUGUUACCAUGGUUCAUGUGUCUAAGAUGUCUGAAGCAGAUACAAAACAGAGGAUUCAAACCUGCCAUGAUGGGCCAUUCCGGCCCUGAAAAGGUAGGGUGUUCUUUCGGGCCUCACAGAGCCAAGGGGUGGCAGAGGGAACAGUGUUUGAAGUACUUGGUACUCACCGAAUCCACACUGUCAAUUCCAGAACUCUGGAGCUGGUGAGCUGCAGCAGAUGUAGGUGUUUGAGCUCCACAGUUUGUACUGGGCCGGGCGCCUGGGGCUGCUCCAGCUGCACAGCAGCCGAGGGCAUGCCUGCUUCAGCCCUCUAGAAAGCCAGCCUUGGGAGCCGUGUGCUAGUCCCCG